Molecule: messenger RNA, 4790 nt
Organism: Harpegnathos saltator (Jerdon's jumping ant)
Lineage: Eukaryota; Metazoa; Arthropoda; Insecta; Hymenoptera; Formicidae
Exons: 8
Coding region: 593-4639 (1348 amino acids)
Biological process (GO): mRNA 3'-end processing
Molecular function (GO): RNA polymerase II complex binding
Source: RefSeq, a predicted model, not a curated record
CUGGAAGUGUCGCGCCGGCCAUUGCGCGGUCGUGUUUUGGUUCCGGAAAAAUGGCGGACUCUUGUUUUCAAGAUCACUAGUACGGAGCCUGACGACAAUUUUGAAAUAUAUAAUCUCGCGAAAGUUGACAUGUCGUGCGUAUAAUAAUUGCAGUCACGACAGCUUGCCAGUGUGAGAACUCGAGUGCGUGUGAUAUCGCAGUGCUCGCUGCUCUUGAUCACCGGCGUCGUCGUCUCGACAAGCGGUGUACGUACCAAGCGUGCAGCACACAGGAUUCCGAAUUCAGUGUUAUCGGGUAUGUUUCUACCGUGGAUUUAGUCGGCGCGUGUGUAUGUCUAGAGACUCGACAUACGGUGGCUCGCAACUUGUCAGAUGGUCGCGCGUCAUCGCUGGUCGCUCUAAUCCCAACGGUGUUUACGAUCUCAACCGCUAACAACGCGAUUUGGUUAAGUCGCUCGAACUACUGGACAAGCUCCGUACAUAUGAUACCGGGACAGGACCGCGCGUGUUCCUCUCGGUGGUUCACGUUACGAUGUGAUGCACAGGCAUCGUGGCUGUGAACUGAUUGUCAGAUAAGACGCGUGAACUCACGAUGGCGAACAGUGAUUUCGACGUGGAGCUCUUCGAGCGAAGGCUCCACACACUGAAGGACUCUCAGGAGUCCAUACAAGGGCUCUCCGCGUGGUGUCUGGAGAGAAGACAACAUCACAAGAAGAUUGUUGCCACUUGGCUGCAGGUCUUGAAGAAAGUCAAAGUGGAACAUCGUCUCACAUUGUUCUACUUGGCAAACGAUGUUAUUCAGUAUUCAAAGCGGAAAAAUUUUGAAUUUGUGGAAUCAUGGGGCACAACUCUGCAACGUGCUACAACAAUGGUCCGAGAUGAGAAAGUGAAACAUCGUAUAUUGAGAAUCUUUAAAAUCUGGGAUCAACGACAGAUUUACAAUGAGGAGUUUCUCACUGAUCUAUCUGGAUUGAUUUCGGCGGCUCCAAAAAAAAAACUGGAGCCUCAACCGGCUGCUCCAACUGAGGAAUUUCAAGCAGCUCUGUUAAUCUCAACGAUGAGAUCAUGUGCAACUCUGGAACAAGCGACUGACGCCAGGCUACGUGAUUUACGAGAAAGUAAUAUAGACAUAGAAAACGCAGAAGAACUAUGUUCGUCGUUAAAAGACAGAAGGCGAGUGGAAGAUGCUGAGAAAGAAGUUGAACUGGCUGUACGAAAUGUUGAAAAUUAUGUACGUGCAUUAGAGGCAGAGAUUAGAGAAAGGACACAAGUGGUCGACUUGUUGGAGCAGGCAGAUCAAUUUUAUGAGACUCAACGUGGAGAAGUUAAAAUAGUGUCAAACGCAUACCGAAAUUUCGGUAGUCGUGUGAAAAACCUGAAGAAAAAGCUAGACGAGCUGCUGCCGACUUUAAUCUCUCCGAUACCGUCGCCCGAUGUGAAUGCACCUUCACCGAGUCCCGAUAGUGAUAUAGAACUUCCAGGAGAUGAAAUUCAAGCAACGAAUCCGUCGAGGAUAAUCGAUGUAGCGCCACCAACUCUCUAUGGGUCAUAUACUCACGAGUAUGAUCCUGUACCUGUGCCUGCUCCUGAAAUGGUACAGGCUAACGAGUCAGCAGAUUUUACCAACAACUUUCCUUCCUUCAUGGGAGGAAAUGUGGAUUUUGGUAAUAUGAGAAAUUUGUUCAACGAAAGGCCCGCGACGCCUCCUGGAAUGUCUGAACAAUACAAUGACUCUAUAGAGGCGAAACCUAUAGAGGUGAUUAAUAUGAGACCUUCGAAAAACGAGAAGAGCAACUCGGAAUUCAAUGUGUCUAGUUUCUUGAAAACGCUUCUUCCGUCUUCCGACGGGACGCCGGAUCCGGGUGCUAUACCGGGUCUAGGUUUGGACGUAUCUGACGGUCAAGUGGGCUCGCCACAACGUCCUAACUACAGACUCUCGCCCACGUUAGGGCAGCUUCCCGUAACGCCUGUGAUCUCAAGAAUGAUCGGUAGUCAGGGUGCAUCAUCCAUUGGUGGUUUAAACAACUGCCAGAUGAGUCAUAGUACCCCUUUGCCAGUUCGCAAUUUGUCCAGUGAGUCACACACACCUUCUCCGUAUUCCAGUCAAAACAGUCAGAGUAAUAUAACCGGUCCCUUCGACGGUCCCGCGAACGCCAACACGGUUAAUCCAUUACCUCCUCCACCUUUACCGCCUAUCUUUCUCGACGAUGAGAACUGCUAUAACAAGCUGCCGCCCAAGUUUCCCACGUGGACUCCGCCGAACGAGAGCGUCAAGGAACCGGUCAAAUGGGAAGAAAAGGAUUUCACUGUGUAUUCAGGAAAAAACAGCAUGAAUCCCACGUGGCCUGGCGAAUGCGACGACAAGAACAAGAGCUCGUGGAUGGAUGGUGAAGGGGACAGGUGGGACUCUAAUAAUGAUUCCACGUGGCCGAGGACGAAAAACGAGAUAAUCUCCGAGACCCCAGAAUCACCGCCCAUGUAUGAAAAGGCCGGUUUCGCCGAGCCGGUCGAAUAUAACGAGCCCCAGCCGCAGGAAUCUCUGAAUAGCACCGGGGACGUGGAUCAUAGAGUGAUUCCGAUCCCAUUGGCUAUCGAGAAUCAGUUGCCAUAUCGCCUCAUAAAAGCGGCGGACGUAGAUCAUCGUAAUUUGAUCAGUCUUACUGGUAGUCCUGCGAAUCACAACAACCUCAGCGAUUUGUCUCUCUCUUCUUUGCCAAAUAACAAUAGUUUGUGGUCCACUGGUGACCAAGAUUAUCGGCGACACAUGCAACCCGGUGACAUUGUCGAAAGCGUAGACAUGGAAAUGUCAGACGAUGAGAACGACAACAAAUCAAAGGGCAGAGUUCUCGUCGAUCUGAGGUCUCAGGAUCGUGACAUGCGUGUAGGAACAUCACUGUCCUCGUCGCAUUUGGACAUGGACAUGCGCAUGAUCCCACUGCCCUCUGGACAAAUGCCUGGUUCGCGUGGUCAACUGGUGCAAGAUGGUCGUUUGCUGCACACGGGUCCACCUCCACCGCCGCCGCCGCCGCAGUUUCAUCAAAAUCAGGGCGGUGGUUUUCGGCAGGAACAAUCCGAUUUUCAUCGCGGCCAGUCGGUAGAUUUCCACUCGAAUCAAUCGAAUUUCCAUCAGAACAGACCACCGCCUAAUUUCCUGCAGAGCUCGCAAGACUUUCAUCAGAAUCAACAAGACUUUCGUUCGCACCAUCAGUCUCAGCAGGACUUUCAUCCUUCUCAGCAGGACUUUGAAUACCGCGAUAGGCAGCACGAUAUUCGUACCAAACAGGAUUUUUUGACGGAGUCGCCGAAUCGUGGCAGGUACUCGCAAUCGGCGGACCGCGAUCAUCAGCACCGCGAUAAUUUGUCCUUCCAUAGGAACGACAGGAGCAAUCGUAGUGGUCGCGGAUUUCCUAGGAACCGUCGGGACCGAUAUUCCGAUGAUCACAACAUGAAGCAACGAAAUCUCGUGAAUAGCCGCAAAUCGAGAUCGCAGGAUCAGCAAUCGUCACCCGAGAUCUUGCCAAAUAGCCGGCCACUGCUGCUGCAACCGCCCGACACUGUCGUCAUUCUCGACGACGAGGGUAUGCCGAUCGGCAUGCCGGAAUUCGAUUCGCCAGAGAACGCACCACCAUCGACCAGUGUGACGACUCGGGAGUCUCAGGAGCCUCAGGAUCGCGAUGAUAAUAAUCAAAGUGCGACGUUGCUGACACGCCGGACAUCGCGCGACGCUUCAAGCUUGCAGGAUUCCGAACGUAACCAACAGCAGCAACAGCAACAACUACCAGCACUACCACCACCACUACCACUGCAACAACAGCAGCAGCAGCAACAACAACAACAACAACCACAACAACAACAACAACCACAACAACAACAACAACAACAAGACUAUCCGGUGGGCUCGAGUAUCGCAUCUGAUCACGAGCAGGCACCGUCCUCAAUCGGAUCGGAUGAUCAGCAAUCAAUGAAUCAAGUGACGGUCAUUCCGAUAACUACGGAUAGCGACGACGUGCAACAAAAUCAGUACGUUCCUAUUUCAGAGUACGAAGAACACGUAGAUUCGGAGCACUCGGUGGCCACGGAGAAGAUAGCGAGCGAUGAGAACGAAUCGGUGCACGAGGGGCAAAAUGCGAGUUGUGCGGAGAACGAGCGGUUGACGAGCGAGCAGGCAGGUACAGUCGUGCCGAGCAACGAAUUGAAAAGGCCCUCUGCAAACGGCAACUUCGACGAGCAGACGCACGAAGAUAACCCCAACAAGAAGAGGACUCUUUUACCGAACGGGCCGCAAACGUCGAUCGACUCCGACCCAAACAGUGGUCCCUCACCGCACGGUAUGUCAACUCCGACGGAGGUGCACUCGGUGAUGCACGAGCACGACGGUCACGGUUCACCGUCACCGUCGCCGUCGCCGUCGCCGAACUUCCGGCCGCGCAUCGGCGUCUUGGCGCCUUUCCCACCCUGGCGAGGUGGACCUCCCAGAGGGACUAGAGGAGGAUUCAGAGGUGGGCCACGAGCGCCAUGGUUGGACAGCAGAGGGCCACGCGGACCCGGAGCUGUCAACUUCCCACCGAGGGGAUUGAAACGUGGCGGACAGUUUCGUGGUAGUAGUUUCAGAGGCCGAGGACGAGGCAGUAAUUGGUAGAGAUAUCGAUAGUGAUAGGGUCAUACAGCAUUGUCAUGAUAGUACGACUUGGUGAUUAUUGACAGAAACGGCUAUGAUCUUACAGCCGAAUUCUAUGAAAGGAAACGGUACAAGAGAGAGAGAAAGAGAGAGAGAGAGAGAGAGAGAGAGA